AUGGAUUUACCUGAACACUUGUUGAUAGAAAUUCUACUGCGGUUGACAGUGAAAUCAUUGAUCCUAUUGAAGUGCGUCUGCAAAUCGUGGUGUGCUUUGAUCGAAAGCCCCAAGUUCAUAGCUAUUCAUCUUAGCCGCGCCAAAAAUACCAAACGUCUUCUACUCAAGAAUGUGCCUUGUGACAUAGAUGAAACGCCCCCUACUUUCCUGUCUAUCCAUUCUAGUCUGGAAUCUAUCCGCAAUUUCCCCCAGCCUGAUCUACGACACUUGCCAUUUUUAGAUCAUGGCUAUUUUGCCGACUUCGUAUGCCAUUGCAACGGUCUGCUUUACGUCAACGAUGUGAAUGAAAAGUACUUAUUUAACCCAGCAACGCGGCAAGUCAAGCUUCUUCCUCCUCCGCCCUGCAACUCACGCCGAGAAGGCUUUCUAUGUUCUGAAGUUUAUGAUGGAUUAGGUUACGAUCCUAAUACCAACGACUAUAAAGUUGUUAUCUUGGCCGAGUACGCUUCUAUUAUGAUUAAAAAUCAUAUACUAUUUAAAGCUGAUCUAUAUAGCCUGAGUACUGAUUCCUGGAGAGAGGUUGAUGCCAAGUUUCCAACUUUGGCGCAUCCCCGCUUCUGCAUGUUAUUUGAUGGACGAAUGCACUGGAGCGGAUUCCAUCGGGCAGCAAGGGAAAGGGCAGUGCUCUUUUCUUUCAACAUGAGCAGUGAAGUAGUGGAAGAGAUAGGAAUACCUGAUGCUUUGUUGGUGAAUGAACUUGUUCCUCCUCGUCUUGAUGUCCUCAGAGAAUCCCUCACAUUAAUCUCAACUUGGUUUUCGGGACCCGGGGAAGAUCGCAUUGAUAUAUGGAUGAUGAAUGAAUAUGGUGUUAAGGAGUCUUGGACAAAAAUAUUUUCAGUUGGACCUGGUUUGGGGAACCCUUUCAUUAAGGUUGUUUGGAAUGAUGAGCUCCUCAUAGAUAGCAAUUUCGGACAACAAUUGAUUUUAUGUCCCCUUACUGCAGGCCAUCAAGUACAGAAGUUUGAUGUUUUUGGCGGGCAAGAAACGUUUCUGAAAAUUGUGAUUUACAAGGAAAGUUUGGUUUCAGUCAAGAAAACAAGUGAUCAUCCUGUAUGCAGUUGA
Messenger RNA from Coffea eugenioides, 1122 nucleotides. Its product is annotated as F-box protein CPR1-like. The transcript has a single exon. The record is from RefSeq and is a predicted model, not a curated record. Lineage: Eukaryota; Viridiplantae; Streptophyta; Magnoliopsida; Gentianales; Rubiaceae. Bases 1 to 1122 code for a protein of 373 amino acids. Gene Ontology annotation, molecular function: protein binding.